Molecule: messenger RNA, 742 nt
Organism: Setaria italica (foxtail millet)
Lineage: Eukaryota; Viridiplantae; Streptophyta; Magnoliopsida; Poales; Poaceae
Product: pathogenesis-related protein 1
Exons: 1
Coding region: 69-575 (168 amino acids)
Cellular component (GO): extracellular region
Source: RefSeq, a predicted model, not a curated record
CACACGCACACACACACGACGACGACGACGACGCACGCUUGAUACAAGCACAAAUCGCUCAUCUAGCAAUGGAGAAGGUUGCGUGCUUAGCUCUGGCGCUCGCCAUGGCGGCGGCCGCCGGCGUCGUCGUCACGCCGUGCGCGGCGCAGAACUCGCAGCAGGACUUCGUUGACCUGCACAACGCGGCGCGGUCCGACGUCGGCGUCGGCCCGGUGUCGUGGGACGACAACGUCGCCGCCUUCGCGCGGAGCUACGCGGCGCAGCGCGCCGGCGACUGCGCGCUCCAGCAUUCCAGCGGUAGCGGCUACGGCGAGAACAUCUUCGUGGGCGGCGCCGGCGCCGACUGGUCGGCGUCGGACGCCGUUGGCCUGUGGGUGGCGGAGAAGCAGUGGUACGACCACGGCAGCAACUCCUGCUCGGCGCCGGCGGGCCAGUCGUGCGGCCACUACACGCAGGUGGUCUGGCGUGACUCCACCGCCAUCGGAUGCGCCCGCACCGUCUGCAACAACGGUGGCGUCUUCAUCACCUGCAACUACAACCCGCCGGGCAACUUCGUCGGACAGAGCCCGUACUAGAAUCUGGAUCGUCGGAGUCGCGCACUGCAUGCCUAGUUCCAAAUUUCAAUUCAUCGUACGCGUACAUGCAUAUGCAGGUGCAUUGUGACAUGAUAUUAAAUUAAAUUAAAUAAAUAAAUGAAUGUCAUAAGCAAUAAAUAAAUAAUGUGAUUUCACAGUUUGAUUCA